AUGAAGGCCACUCUGCUCAGUUUUGUUGUGCUGUUUUUAGUGGUUGAUCAGUUUGCUCUUUUAAUUACAGGUAAUAUAUUGUUUCUUAUAGACUCCUGUAAAAAGACCUCAUGCAAUAUGGAAUCCAAGCACAAAAGUAUUUCAUUGAGUCAUUGUGUGGCAGAGCCAGACAAACUACCUUGCCCUUUACCGCGCAUACAAUGUUUUUUAUAGGAACGUCUAAUUUUGAGCUGAAGCUGGACUUUAUUAUUUAUUCAUUUCUCUUACGAUUAUAUCGAGAUUAUCGCGAUUAUGACGCCCUGAUCAUGUUUAACUUUCAUUUGUUCAAAAAAUUGAACGGCUCAGUUUUCUUUUGUGAAGUUUUAUUUUUGAAGUUUUUGACGUGAUGACUUAAAAGUACUGAUUAAGUUCGACCACAAACUAAGUUGUUCUCCAGUGUAUCACGCAAUAAACAUCUCUUUUACCGUUACUUAUGCUACUCGCAAAAAAAAAAAAUUAGCAAAAUACAAGACGUUCAAAACUGAUUCUCUCUAUCUGGGAAUAUUCUUUGUAUGUUCUUAAAAUUAAAUAUUUUUUAUUUACAUAUAAAAAGGGUUCUUAUACAUAAAAAAGAAUGUAUAGCGGAGUUCCUUUGAGAGUACUCGCGCGACUGACAUGACACUGAUUGAAAAAAGCAUUGUUUUCACAAAAAAGGCGACCAAACGUGUAAAUAAUACAUUAUGUUCCCAUUUUUCUUUGUAAAGGUUUUGAGACUUCUUAAAUUUGCUCGUCUUAGCAUCUAUUUAUUUUUCAGGGACCUGUCCUCUGUACUCUCCACCAAAGGAUGGCGCUUUGGUGUGCAACUACAUUGGAUCGGAACCGACUUGCCAAGUUCAAUGUAAACAAGGCUAUGACUUUGAGUUCACUCCUCCCUUUGCUUAUUACUGCUCUGGAGGAAAUUGGCACUCGUUCUCAAUUGGUCCUUACGAUCCAAAGCUACCAUGGCCAAGCUGCACAAGUAAGUGCGAUGAAUUUCUCGUAUAACUGUACCUGCUGCUUAUGAGCCUUGGGAUUAUACAUUUGCGCUAGGGGUUUUAGAAGGGCUUAUAACGGAGGGGCUUAUAUCCUAUGGGGCUUUUAAUGGGAAUACAAAAAAUGCUUCGAAACAAGAUACAGCGAUGCUGAUCAAAAUGCGUCCUUAAUUUUUACUGUUUUUUUUUUUUUCUAUUUCAAAACUUCAUAAUAAAUCGAAGUCGUUUCCAUACAAGCUAGAGGGGAGAGAGGCUUAUAUCCAGGGGGCUUAGACUCGUAUAUUUUUUUGUUGCUGCUGUUUACACGUAGAUGGGCCUAAUGGAAGAGGGGCUUAUAAAACAGCCGAGAUAUAAACGUUUUUAAAGAUGAAGCACGAGCAAAAUUUUGCCUUAUGAAUUUAUUCAUAGAUAGGUGUAUCCUGCGGUCUUAAGUACAAAGUGGAGCCUCCGGUUUGCCUUAAAAGCAAAAGUGUGGUGAUAUGUGCUAUAAAGACUGCUGUCGCUUACUGAAUUGGCAAACUCUGGAUAAACGUAGGGAGUUCUAUCUCUGGUUCAGUGCUACAAGAUAGUUUUUGGAAUAGAUAACCUUUCCUCGAUUCGUUUUUGAGCCUACUAAGUGUAGCAAACUAGAGCCAAUCACGAUUGUAAACUGAAUGUGAAAGUUUUCACUCAAUAUUGCUACAAGUAUUGCGUAUGGAUCGUUAAUGUGUGGAAUAACUUGCCUAAAGAAGUCGUAUAUUUCGCAACAGAUUGAAGAUUUUUACGCCGUAAAUAUUAAUUAGCAUGAUUGUAAGCAGUUACGACUAUGAUAUGUAAAUAACUUUUUCCAGUUUUCAGAUUUACAUUUUUUAUCUUUUACUUUGGGGAGUCCUCAAGAGUCUCCCCUCUCGAGAAGUUAUCUUAUCUCUUGAGUAAAGUGUAGUUAUUUUUCGUUAUUAAAAUAUGACCAAAAAUAUAAAUUGUUCUCAACAGAGACGGUGAACCUGAACAAUUUAUGGAUGAGAAGUUUUCCAUUUUUCAACUUUGCUGGAGACUGUAAAGAUACCAACAAAGAGGCAUCAGUAAAGGGCAAUUUCCUGAAUCUCAUGAACAAUGGCCCUGUACUUCCUCUGUUUUGUAAAACCAAUCCUCUUGAGUGCAACACAAAUACAGUACAAGCCUAUUUUGGCGAUGUAACUGCUGAAAAAAAAAAGACGCAAACGUAUUGUUGGAAAACUGGUAUGAAUAACUUUCCCAUGUUAGGCCUAUCUUAAAGUUAUCAGGCAAGGUUUGCUUGUCAAAAAAGGCCCGUAACAAGUCUUUUUUGUGCUCAAAUGCAUAAAUACAAAAAAAAAUUCUGCCACUACAGGAGAAUACAUAUAGUCACAAAUGAUUAAUGCUAGCCCCUGCGCAUGUCUACCUCAAGCGUUUCUUUUUUGUCUAGAAAACUUUAAUUGAAAACUUAAAUUGCAAUUACCAUUGCGACGAUCAUAUCUUCAUUUAAAACUUUGACCAUUUAAUAGCCGGGACUUACGAACUACAUUAAAGGAGAUAAGUGGAACCAACUAAGAAAAGAACAAUUGCUGCCGUCACGCGCCGUCUAGACUUAGUCAAAUGCAUUACUAAAAUUAGUAGAGACGUUUAGGUUCUAGGAAGCCGACCAUUUGACUUUUAGGGGUGUACGGGUGAUUUUGUUUGUGUAAGAAUUUUUUUCCCAAAGAAGUAUGGUGAAAGAAUAUUUUUUCCUGACAUGCAACGGCGAGAGAAUUUUUUUCCGCCAUUAUACGCCAGUUUUUUCAGUGUAGGAAUUUUUUUCGCCAGGUAUUUCCUUGCAAGAAUUUUUUCCCUCGAAAUCAGUCUUCAGGAAAUUUUUUUCUGAAAUCACCAUAUCCCCACCACCCCCAAGUCAAAUGGUCGGCUCAAGAAUGAUUACGAGGACCAGAUUUUCUCAAAAGCAAGUAGUGCGCGCGCGUGAACCAGCGUCAUCUUUCUCUCAUCUUGGUACGAGUUAUUGUUGAGAGAUUAUCGUAGUGGCAGAAACAAGUUAUCAUUUUGUCAUUGGAAGAAGGCUUAAACUGCUUCAGAAAAAAAUGACCGUGCUAACUUUUCUGGUAAAAAAUGGAUUAUGAAGCUUUCGGGGUGUAUUUUGAGAAUACGCGAAAACAUUAAGUUUAAUCUCUUCUCGUAGUCGUGCUACAGUGCAGGUCUCGAAUAUAAACUCGAUCUCUAGUACAGAAAAAAUCAAUAACAACAACAACAAAGAAGAGAUAAGUAAAGUUAACCAAAAACAAAUCAUAAUUUCGGGCUAGAGCAAGUCAACAAUAUUUAACUUAAAAUAAUAUAGAACAAUUUUUUUUUUGACGCAUUGUUUAAAAUUAAGAAGAGAGUGAAUUUCUUUUUCGAUAAUUUUAAAGCACGAUUUAAUAUACACGUGGUAUAAACCUUCUUCUAACGGAAUAUCUUUUACUAUUUUAGCUAUUUCCACAGGAGUCUCAACAAGGAAAGAAAGUAAACAAAGUGACCAACGU
Molecule: messenger RNA, 3517 nt
Organism: Porites lobata
Lineage: Eukaryota; Metazoa; Cnidaria; Anthozoa; Scleractinia; Poritidae
Source: the annotation of a GenBank genome assembly